Messenger RNA from Macadamia integrifolia, 1646 nucleotides. RefSeq names its product GDSL esterase/lipase At1g28570-like. Bases 320 to 1462 code for a protein of 380 amino acids. NCBI's taxonomy places the organism in Eukaryota, Viridiplantae, Streptophyta, Magnoliopsida, Proteales, Proteaceae. Gene Ontology annotation, molecular function: hydrolase activity, acting on ester bonds. The transcript has 5 exons. The record is from RefSeq and is a predicted model, not a curated record.
UCUCUCACACGUCUUUUCCAUGAUCUUUCUCCCCCUCUCAAACUACUCUGGAACCAUCUCUCUCACCUCCCUCCCACUAUCUCCAAACAGACAUAUCUUCUCCUACAAUAUUUUGUUUAAGGUUUAGUGGUAGGUAGUGAUUAUAAUUUAUACAUUUGAGGUUUAAUCUCCCCCUCAACACUAAAACAAAAGAAAGGAUGGGGUGAGGCUAUCAUUGACGGUUGAAGCUUCAUUCUCACCAGCAACCACCGUUGAAUCAGGGCUCUGCAGAUCACAAAACCAUUCUCUUUUCAAACUCUUUUUCCGAACCCGAGUUUCCAUGGCUAAAUCAGUUUCUCCUUUCUUGUCGAAGCUCCCUAUGUUGAUUACAGCCUUCCUGCUAUUCACUAAUGCUUAUGGGACAUUAGGCUGCAGCUACAAAUCCAUCAUCAGCUUCGGCGAUUCCCUCGCCGAUACCGGAAACAGUCUUCACAGCGGAGGUGGUCGAAUAGCCAACUUGCCCUACGGGGAGACUUAUUUCCAUAAACCCACAGGUCGAUUCUCAGACGGCCGCCUGAUCAUCGAUUUCAUCGCUGAGUCUCUGGGGCUUCCAUUGGUGCCUCCAUACCUUGGAGGCGGCGACUUUAAGCAAGGCGUGAAUUUUGCAGUGGGAGGAGCUACGGCGCUUAAGGCUUCCUCCUUUGAAGAGAUGGGAGAUAUCAAUUUCGGCUCCACUAACUCUCUGGAUAUUCAGCUCGGAUGGUUCCAAAAGCUAAUGCCUUCUCUUUGCGACUCUACCUCAGACUGCAAUGAAUUCUUUGGAAAAUCUCUAUUUCUUGUUGGAGAGAUUGGAGGGAACGAUUACAAUUACCCAUUUUUUCAAGGAAAAAGCUUUGAAAUGAUUCAAGCCUUGGUUCCUCAAGUCAUCACUACCAUCUCUUCAGCUAUUACCACAUUAAUCUCUCAUGGUGCUGCAACACUUGUUGUUCCUGGGAACCUACCAAUUGGAUGCUCUGUUGUUUAUCUACAAAUUUUUGAGAGCCAAAACAAGGAUGAUUAUGACCCUCAAACUGGUUGCUUGAAUUGGUUGAAUGAGUUCUCACAGUACCAUAAUAGUCAACUUCAGAAAGAGCUUGAUCGACUACAAACUCUUUACCCUGAUACCACCAUUGUCUAUGCUGAUUACUACAAUGCUUCCAUGCUCUUUUAUAGCUCUCCAGACCAAUAUGGAUUUAGUGGACCUACUGACAAAGCAUGCUGUGGAAGGGGUUUUGGAUCUGAUCAAGUAUGUGGUUCUCUUGGUGCAAGUGUUUGCAGUGAUCCAUCUUCAUACGUGGGCUGGGAUGGCAUUCAUUUAACUGAAGCAGCUUAUAGAUGGAUGGCAAUGGGUUUUCUACAAGGACCAUAUAUUGUCCCUCGCAUCAAUGUCUCAUGUGUACCACUGUCAAAUAAAGUUUCCGAUUAUUCAUUAGCACAGAUGUGAAUAGAGUAUUCUUACUGUGGCUAUCUUCUCCUUCUUCACUCACUUACUCCAUGAGUAGGCCAUUGAAGGUUUCUCUUGAAACUAGGAGUUGGACAAACCUAGUAUUGUGUAAAACUUAUAUAAAUUGAAAUGCAAGGGGAAAAGGUUGUUUGCACAACCCUAGUAGAAGGGGUUUUAUUGACAA